Messenger RNA from Sapajus apella (tufted capuchin), 5320 nucleotides. RefSeq names its product calcium/calmodulin dependent protein kinase II alpha (gene CAMK2A). Gene Ontology annotation, cellular component: neuron projection; cytoplasm. The record is from RefSeq and is a predicted model, not a curated record. The coding region runs from base 661 to 2130 and encodes 489 amino acids. NCBI's taxonomy places the organism in Eukaryota, Metazoa, Chordata, Mammalia, Primates, Cebidae. Gene Ontology annotation, molecular function: calmodulin binding; ATP binding; calcium/calmodulin-dependent protein kinase activity. The transcript is spliced from 19 exons. Gene Ontology annotation, biological process: protein phosphorylation.
CUGUAAGCCUUAGAACCCAGCUGUUGCCAGGGCAACGGGGCAAUACCUGUCUCUCCAGAGAUGAAGUUGCCAGGGUAACUGCAUCCUGUCAUUCUUUCCUGGGGACCAUCCGGAAUGCGGCACCCACUGGCCGUUACCAUGGCAACUGCCUUUUUGCCCCACUUAAUCCUAUCCCGUCUGCUACAAGGGCCCCACAGUUGGAGGUGGGGGAGGUGGGAAGAGAAAAGAUCACUUGUGGAUGAAGUUUGUUCUAUUCCACCUCCUCCAGCCCCUCCUUGGGUCUGUCACCCCAGGGGUGCUGGGUCCAUCCACCCCCAGGCCCACACAGGCUUGCAGUAUUGUGUGCAGUAUGGCCAGGGCGUCCGAGAGCAGGUUUCGCAGUGGAAGGCAGGCAGGUGUUGGGGAGGCAGUUACCGGGGCAACGGGAACAGGGCGUUUCGGAGGUGGUUGCCAUGGGGACCUGGAUGCUGACGAAGGCUCGCGAGGCUGUGAGCAGCCACAGUGCCCUGCUCAGAAGCCCCGGUCUCGUCAGUCAAGCCGGUUCUCUGUUUGCACUUGGCAGCACGGGCAGGCGAGUGGCCCCUAGGUCCGGGAGCAGAGUAGCAGUGCCCCAGUCCUAGUCCCCCAGUCCCAAGCCUCACCUGCCUGCCCAGCGCCAGGAUGGCCACCAUCACCUGCACCCGCUUCACGGAAGAGUACCAGCUCUUCGAGGAAUUGGGCAAGGGAGCCUUCUCGGUGGUGCGAAGGUGUGUGAAGGUGCUGGCUGGCCAAGAGUACGCUGCCAAGAUCAUCAACACCAAGAAGCUGUCAGCCAGAGACCAUCAGAAGCUGGAGCGUGAAGCCCGCAUCUGCCGCCUGCUGAAGCACCCCAACAUCGUCCGACUCCAUGACAGCAUCUCGGAGGAGGGACACCACUACCUGAUCUUCGACCUGGUCACUGGUGGGGAAUUGUUUGAAGACAUCGUGGCCCGGGAGUAUUACAGUGAGGCAGAUGCCAGUCACUGUAUCCAGCAGAUCCUGGAGGCUGUGCUGCACUGCCACCAGAUGGGGGUGGUGCACCGGGACCUGAAGCCUGAGAAUCUGUUGCUGGCCUCCAAGCUCAAGGGUGCCGCAGUGAAGCUGGCGGACUUUGGCCUGGCCAUAGAGGUGGAGGGGGAGCAGCAGGCAUGGUUUGGGUUUGCAGGGACUCCUGGAUACCUUUCCCCAGAAGUGCUGCGGAAGGACCCAUACGGGAAGCCCGUGGACCUGUGGGCUUGUGGGGUCAUCCUGUACAUCCUGCUGGUUGGGUACCCCCCAUUCUGGGAUGAGGACCAGCACCGCCUAUACCAGCAGAUCAAAGCCGGCGCCUAUGAUUUCCCGUCGCCGGAAUGGGACACCGUCACCCCAGAAGCCAAGGACCUGAUCAAUAAGAUGCUGACCAUUAACCCAUCGAAACGCAUCACAGCUGCCGAAGCCCUAAAGCACCCCUGGAUCUCGCACCGCUCCACCGUGGCAUCCUGUAUGCACAGACAGGAGACCGUGGACUGCCUGAAGAAGUUCAACGCCAGAAGGAAACUGAAGGGAGCCAUUCUCACCACAAUGCUGGCCACCAGGAACUUCUCCGGAGGGAAGAGUGGGGGAAACAAGAAGAGCGAUGGUGUGAAGAAAAGAAAGUCCAGUUCCAGCGUUCAGUUAAUGGAAUCCUCAGAGAGCACCAACACCACCAUCGAGGAUGAAGACACCAAAGUGCGGAAACAGGAAAUUAUAAAAGUGACAGAGCAGCUGAUUGAAGCCAUAAGCAAUGGAGAUUUUGAGUCCUACACGAAGAUGUGCGACCCUGGCAUGACGGCCUUCGAACCUGAGGCCCUGGGGAACCUGGUUGAGGGCCUGGACUUCCAUCGAUUCUAUUUUGAAAACCUGUGGUCCCGGAACAGCAAGCCCGUGCACACCACGAUCCUGAAUCCCCACAUCCACCUGAUGGGCGAUGAGUCGGCCUGCAUUGCCUACAUCCGCAUCACGCAGUACCUGGAUGCCGGCGGCAUCCCACGCACCGCCCAAUCGGAGGAGACCCGCGUCUGGCACCGCCGGGACGGCAAAUGGCAGAUUGUCCACUUCCACAGAUCUGGGGCGCCCUCCGUCCUGCCCCACUGAGGGACCAGGCCAGGGUCGCUGCGUUGCUGAGCCGCAGAGAUCCACUCUGUCCCUGGAAUGGAGCUGCUGGUUCUCCCAGGUGGAUUUUGCUGGAAUUCCCCCAUCUCAUCACCCCACCACUGUCACUUCUGUACCUGCAUCAAGAAAACCCGCUUGUCCACAAAAGUCAUCGCAACUUCAGAGCCAAUGGCCACAUCUCUCCACCUCUGACCCCCACCCUCUCCCCGGCCAGGCUGGGGCUUCCUCAGGCCUGAGUGCCCAAGUCACCAGCCCCCUCUCCCCCGCCCUGGCUGCUGUCUGCCUGGCCUGCCUUGGGCUGUAGGCUAGAAUGCCCAGGCUGUAUGCCCACCAGGGGCUGGGGAGAAGUAGGGGUGGCAUGGUGAGGAAGGCAGCAUCCGCCAGUCCCUCUCCUGGACCUCUCCUCUUCCAGGUGUCCGAGGAAGGGCAGAUGACACCCCCUAGCCCCCUAAGCCAACCUCCCUGAAGGAGUGGGGAGAGGAGCAGACGCCAGGAGCCUCCUGCCUCAAAGUGCUCCCCGAGUCUUCUCCCUCCUGUGCUGACCUCAGGGUGGUCUGACCCUUCCCUCUGUGUGGGGGUCUCGGCCCUCUCAGGUGCCCCUACUUGCUUUCUGCUUCCUUCUGGUGAAGUCCACCUCCAACAUUCAACCCCCACAUGCCCACCAUUGUCCCUGGAGAAUUCCAGCUUCGUCAUAUCUCAGAGAGGAAAUCUAAUUGUUUUUUGGGGCAAAAGAAAGCAACGUUUAGGUAUCACUUCUACUUGGACCGCAUGCCUUUUUAUAGCCAAAUUUCUGUGUAUUUCGUAAAUGGAUUUUGCGUUCCUGGAUAUUUAUGUAAUAACUAGACUUCUCAGAUUAUUGUGAGAAGGGUUGGGUUGGAAGGGGUGUAGGAAGAGGGAUGAGGGGUAGUUUUUUUCUGUUCUAGUUUUUUUUUUUUUGUCAUCUCUGAGAUGGACCUUGUCACCUGUGGUUAUUAGGGCCGAGGCGAACUCAGCUCCAGAGAGAAGGGCCUCUCUGCCAUUUCGGUCCCAAAGUGAGCUGACACGAGCAUUCCUUUUGGGACUGUGGAAGCAUCAGAUACAGCGCUGACUCAGGAAUAGCAGUUUAGGGCAGAGAGGAGGAGGGAGGCUGUAGGGAUGGAAAUAUCUGGACUUUUCUUUGCUUCCCUCCCAAACUGGGGUCUUCACUAUCGCACUUCCCAGGAUUUCAUCUCACCAUAUCUGCGUGCGGCCCCCAGCACCCCCCACCCACCUCUGGGGGGCCCAUGAGCAUGUGUUCUCAUUGCCUCUCCCCCCAUGGCAUCUGAUGACCACAGCAGAGCACUGGGAAUUUCUACUUUUCAUGCGUCAUCCUGCAGCCUCGGGUUCGCAUCCUCUCUUUCUUUUCCUCUUUCCCUCUUUCUCUGGGAUUGACUCUGAGUGGAAUACCUUGGCACAUCCACUAGGAUCUACUGUCUGCACUGUUUUCUUUGCAUGACUUUAUAUGCAGUAAGUAUGUUGAAAACAAACGAAAAGAAGAAAACACUCAACAAAACCAAUCUACAUGUUUUGGACUAAAAAAAAAAAAAUAGAGGUUGUAUUCUCAGUGUCCGACUCGGAAUUAUGUUGCUGCCUCUCUGUGCUUUUGGCCUCUGUGUGGCCGUGUUUUGCCAGCAUGAGAUACUGUCCCCUCUGGAGGAUUUUAGGGGAGGAAGAGCCACGUCCCCAGGGAUUGGAGGAGGCUCCGGUACCCUCAGCCCUCCUGGGUGUUGGUUGGAGCAGAAUUGGUGAGGAUGUUUGAUCCAAGACUUUCUUCUGAGUUCUCCCCGAUCACCAGCUGUCUGCUGGGUUCUUAAGUCCUGCUGCCCAGACCCAGGUGACGCAGGCAGCACCAGGUUUGCAAGCCAGGAGAGAUGCUGCCCAGUCCUCCUGGUUUCCAGGCUGGUCCAUCACUGGCCUCUGUCCUUGGCAGAGACCUUGCUGCCCAGGUCCUGGGUGUGCUCUUGGCCUGCCCCAGGCCUAGAGGGCUUCCCAGUAAGGCCCAGUGAUCCCAUUGUCCCUGGGGCAAAAGCACCUGUCCCCCUUGUGAGCUGCCGGUUCCGUACAGCCAUCCCCAGUCAAGCAUGAUGGUGUGGCCUUCACCAGGGGCUGUUGCAAUUACCGAGCAAGGUCUGAGCUCUUCUUCAGCCUCAGUUUCCUCAUUGGUUAAAAGCGUUCAUUGCUCCCAUCCAGCUGAUGAAGGAGCAGACAUCUGGCGAUGUGAAGCCUAAUUUACCCACAGGAACUGGCAGGGAUACUCACUGGCAAGACUCCUGUUUACUUCUAGAACUGGCCAGGCCCCAUGCCCUCCCCCGCCUGCCCCGGAUUCCCCUUUUCGGUGCCUGUCAACUGCUUUUCAGCAGUGGACUGCAGGGGAAAAAGCAGUGGUUUGGGGUGAGUAGGCUUCAAUUCCCAGCUCUGACCUGACUUGCUGUGUGACCUUGGGCAAGUUCCUUCCCCUCUCUGGAGCUUGGUUUCCCCGCCAGAGGAAACUGAGCUGUAGGAGCCUGAGGUCCUGCCUUUCACUGGCUGACACACCUCCUGUCCACUGUGUCCCUCUCCAAGUGCCAGAGAAGUGGAGGCAGGUCACUACCCCAGGCUGCGAUGGCCCCCACUGUGAAGGCCAGCCUGUGGGUGGGCAGCCACCUGGUACCACCACAGGGCACCAGGAAUGAUCCGGAGGCAGCAGGCAGGGGAAACUCACAGAAAAAUCUGCCCAUAGCCCACCCUCACCAGACAAACUCUGUGCUCCUCCAAAACACCCUUUAGAUGCAAAAAAAAAAAAAAAAAAAAAAAUCCAAACCCAAGUCAAAACCUUGGCUCCAGUAUGCAAACACGUUUCCAGGAAAGUGCUCUCCUGGGUUUGUGCCCACAACGGUGCGAAUCCUGACCCAGGGCCUCCUGUCUCCCUUCAAAGGGAGACCCUUUGGGGGGAUGAGCUUGCCAGACUCCCCGUGCUGGUUUCUUUGUUACUAUUUGUUUGGGGGUUUGUUUGAGUUCUUUUUUGUUUUUCUUUUCUUUUUUAAAACUAUGUGGCUGUGAACUUGAAUGACCACUGCUCAAACUUUCUGCUAUUUGGGGGGUGGGGUGGGAAGAAGGGGCGUCUGUUUUAUUCUUGGUGUUUUCAGUGCAAUAAAUAGCUACAAACUUCUGUGCA